This is a messenger RNA of Loxodonta africana (African savanna elephant), 1128 nucleotides long. RefSeq names its product olfactory receptor 10A2-like. Gene Ontology annotation, cellular component: membrane. NCBI's taxonomy places the organism in Eukaryota, Metazoa, Chordata, Mammalia, Proboscidea, Elephantidae. Gene Ontology annotation, biological process: G protein-coupled receptor signaling pathway. Gene Ontology annotation, molecular function: G protein-coupled receptor activity; olfactory receptor activity. The record is from RefSeq and is a predicted model, not a curated record. The transcript has a single exon. Bases 95 to 1060 code for a protein of 321 amino acids.
UCUCACCUUGACACUGAGACAAAAUCUGAACAACAAAUCCAGAAUCUGACUCUUCCAAUCAAGAAUAUCUUUGCAUGUUCACUGUUGAGCACUUAUGUCUAUACUUAUGCCUAUACCUAUGACUAGAGGAAACAAGACAAGAGUAAGUGAGUUUAUCCUCAUGAGCUUCUCUUCCCUACCUACUGAAAUACAGUCAUUACUCUUCAUGACAUUUCUGAUCGUUUAUCUCAUCACUCUGUUGGGAAACAGCUUCAUCAUUAUGGUUACCUUGACUGACUCGAUGCCGCAUAAUCCCAUGUACUUCUUCCUCAGGAAUUUGUCCUUCUUGGAGAUUGGCUUCAACCUAGUCAUUGUACCCAAGAUGCUGGGAACCCUGCUUGCCCAGGACACAACCAUCUCCUUCCUUGGCUGUGCUACUCAGAUGUCCUUCUUCUUCUUCUUUGGGGUGGGUGAAUGUGCCCUCCUGGCCACCAUGGCCUAUGACCGCUAUGUAGCCAUCUGCAACCCUCUGCACUACCCAAUCAUCAUGAACCAAAGGACCUGUGCCAAUAUGGUUGCAGCCUCCUGGUUUCCAGGUUUUCCAGCAGGUAUUGUGCAGACCAUGUGGCUCUUCAGCUUUCCGUUCUGCGGCACCAACAAGGUCAACCACUUCUUCUGUGACAGCCCAACUGUGCUGAGGCUGGUCUGUGCAAACACAGCAAUGUUUGAGAUCUAUGCCAUCAUCAGAACUAUUCUGUUUGUCAUGGUACCCUGCAUGCUGAUCCUGUGUUCCUACACUCACAUAGCUGCUGCCAUCCUCAAGAUUCCAUCAGCAAAAGGAAAGCGAAAAGCCUUUUCUACCUGCUCUUCCCACCUCCUUGUUGUCUCCCUUUUCUGUGUAUCCUUAAGCCUCACCUAUUUUCGACCUAAGUCUAAUAAUUCCCCUAACAGCAAGAAGCUCCUCUCAUUGUCCUACACUGUUGUGACUUCCAUGUUGAACCCCAUCAUCUAUAGCCUGAGAAAUAAUGAGGUGAAAAAUGCCCUCAGCUGGAGCUUUCACAAGGUCCGACGCCUCAGCUAAUGUAUACCACAGACAUAAAAAAUGUAAGGCUAGGUUCUACUUACUGCGGAACAAUCAGUUUUACGUUU